Penicillium canescens is the source of this 702-nucleotide messenger RNA. RefSeq names its product sugar O-acetyltransferase. The transcript is spliced from 3 exons. The coding region runs from base 1 to 702 and encodes 233 amino acids. Gene Ontology annotation, molecular function: acetyltransferase activity. NCBI's taxonomy places the organism in Eukaryota, Fungi, Ascomycota, Eurotiomycetes, Eurotiales, Aspergillaceae. The record is from RefSeq and is a predicted model, not a curated record.
AUGGCUGCGACAGAGAAACGCCCCGAAAUCAUCGCGCUCUCCAAGGGGUUGCAGGGAAUACCCGUGUGUGAGGACUACGACCGCAUGAUAUCAGGCAUGAUGUACAAUCCCACCAUCCCUCAGUUGCUCGAGGCACGUCACCGCUGCCGCGGACUGGCGGCAGACUACAACAACCUGGACACAAAGACCGUGACCUACGACAAGAUCGCCGACGUGCGUCUUGAGCUGUUACGAAAGGUCGUUGGCAGAGUUGGAGAUGGGACAUUCAUCGAGCCACCUUUUCUGCCUGACUACGGCAGCAAUAUCAGUAUCGGAAAGGAUUGCUUCUUCAACUGGAAUGUGACAAUACUCGAUACCAGCCUUGUAGUCAUCGGCGAUCGAGUCCAAAUCGGCACCGGUGUGAGUCUGAUCACUGCCGGCCACGAUACCAGCAUUCUUUCACGCCGCAAAUUUGUCGAAUUCGGCCACCCUAUCUUCAUCGAGGAUGACUGCUGGAUCGGAAGUAACGUGAUUGUCCUGCCGGGCGUUCGAAUCGGCCAGGGAUGUACCAUCGGAGCCGGGUCUGUGGUCACAAAGGAUAUCCCGCCCUUCUCUGUUGCCGUUGGAGCCCCUUGCCGCGUGAAGAAGACGAUUCAAUCGGCAGAGGAAGAGGAGCAGGAUCCCAACAAUGAAUACCGCAACAUUGUUCGCGAGGACCGAUAG